Molecule: messenger RNA, 1299 nt
Organism: Fonsecaea erecta
Lineage: Eukaryota; Fungi; Ascomycota; Eurotiomycetes; Chaetothyriales; Herpotrichiellaceae
Exons: 6
Coding region: 1-1299 (432 amino acids)
Biological process (GO): secondary metabolite biosynthetic process
Molecular function (GO): FAD binding
Source: RefSeq, a predicted model, not a curated record
AUGGUGGCCCAAAAACUCCCUCCUGAACCCAGCAGGCUCCGUGUGGCUAUCUGCGGCGGCGGUCCAGCUGGCCUGGGUGCUGCCAUAGCGCUCUCCGCGCUCCCGAAUGUCGAAGUGACCAUCUAUGAGCAAGCCAGAGAGCUGCGAGAGAUAGGGGCGGGGAUUCGCAUCGGGUAUAACUGCUGGAGAGUGCUGGAGCUGAUGGGUGCCGCUCAGGAUGUCAAGGGGCAUCUAAAGACAACAGUCUUGCAUCGCAAUGGCGUGAAUGGACAGAUCCUGGAUACGAGGUCGUCUUCUAUGCCCGUCCAGUAUAAACCGCGGCGAGUGAGGAGGACACGCCUUCAAUCCGCCCUGCUCAAGCAAGUUGCUCCGGAAACGAUCAAGCUCAACAAACGGCUUGUCGCGCUGAAGAACCUGCCUCAAGGAGGUAUAUCGCUUCUAUUCGAAGACGGUUUCGAGACGACUGCCGACCUCGUCGUAGGGGCAGACGGCAUCCGCUCCGUGAGUGCUUCGCCUUUCUGCGUGGAAAUCCUGACUCCUGAGACGCUGCAAGGUCGGACAACGAUCUGGCGGACGCUCAUCCCCAUCAGCACCAUUUCCCACCAAGCUGAGCUCAACUCGCUGACGUCGUGGUGGUACGGUCCCGCGGGCCACGUCUAUCUCUCCCCGGUCGACGAUCCGGAGGAACUGGGCGAAAGUGAGAGGAUGUUUGAAAUCUCGUGUCGGAACCUCGUCGAUCCAGAGACCGUAGGCGGGAAGAGGUUUAGCUGGGGAAUUCCAACAACAAACCAGAGAGUCCAGUCUCAUUUCACGGAAUAUGACCCGCGCGUCAGAGAUGUGAUGUCCCGCGUCCCCGAAGGACAGUGGAGGGAAUUUGCGGCAUUUGCAGGCCCAAGGCUGGAAAAACUCACCGCGUGGGACAAAGUGGUGCUGCUUGGGGACGCGAGCCAUCCGCUAUCGGGAGCCUUCGGUUCAGGGGCGGCGUUUGCGUUGGAGGACGGCUGGAUCCUCGCACGAGCCAUCGAAUACACUCGAGACAUUCCCAAGGGCGGCCUCGCACAAGCUCUUGAAAUCUUCGACGCCGUCAGGUCACCGUACUAUCUUAGAAUGUACCAAUAUCUCGACGAACAGAAGCGAAAGGCAAAGGAGGCGGUGGCCAAUGCCCCCGAUAAGUCGUUCGAGUCCCUGCUGAAGAUCAAGAUGGCGUCGUUUGGGAGCGAGGAAGGAUUGCCGUGGAUAUACCACAACGACAUCGAGGACGUCUGGGAAAAGUACCUAGAGGCUCAAGUCAGCUUGUAG